Molecule: messenger RNA, 5055 nt
Organism: Eucalyptus grandis
Lineage: Eukaryota; Viridiplantae; Streptophyta; Magnoliopsida; Myrtales; Myrtaceae
Product: protein ACCELERATED CELL DEATH 6-like
Exons: 3
Coding region: 3871-4965 (364 amino acids)
Cellular component (GO): plasma membrane
Molecular function (GO): protein phosphatase regulator activity; protein phosphatase 1 binding
Source: RefSeq, a predicted model, not a curated record
CUUCGGUUCAUCUUUCGUUGUAUAAACAAGUUGGGUAGGGAGUUGCGAUUAACGAACGCUCGACCGCUGUCGACAUUGCCUUUGGAUCGUUGAAGAAGCAAGUUUUCGUAAUGAAAGUUUUGAUGGCUGAGGUAAAGCUAUCUAUAGGAGGGGAGGACGUUGGCAUGAACAACUCGAUGGAGUACAAGAACGAUAAAGGAGCUUCCAUGGAAUUUUUGGGGGAUCAAAAGGAUUCUUCUAAAGAAGAAAAUAUCUGGAUUUGUCGGCGUCAGAGAAUGACUCAUGCAUUCGAGUUUGGGCGAACCGCAGAGGGACCAGAUUCAGCAGAAAUAAAGAAAGCUGCUCAAACACUUGUUGAGGUCAUCAAAGGCGCCAAAGUCGAAGAAUUUAUUUCAGCAAUCGAAUGGCUGAAAUGGCUUGUCGAACGAAUUGAUCGAUCUAGCAUUUUAAAUUUCCGUGGCCAAUCGGGUUGCUCACUGCUCCACGUUGCAGUAGCCAGCAGCAAGGACGACAUCCUACAGCUUCUGCUUUUUGAUGCCGAUGACCAACUCAUGGCCACCCAAAAUGAUUGGGGAGAUACCCCCUUCCACACCGCAGCUAAGACCGGGAACUCAAAAGCGGUCGAGAUGUUGAUUCGCCGGGCGAGGAAACCCCUCAACGACAAGCGCGAGAAUCAGAUUCUGACGAUGAAGAACAAACAUGGAAACACUGCUUUGCACGAGGCUGUGCUCAAUCGUCACGUUAACGUGGUGAGCCUUUUGUUGAAAGAAGAUUUGGAGCCCGUGUACUUGGAGAACGAGGCAAAGAAAUCUCCCCUGUACCUGGCCCUUGACACAGGCAACUCCGAGAUACUUGAGAUUUUACUUUCAUACUCGCCCGAACCAUCAAAGAUAAAAGGCUUGCCGCCCGUUCAUGGUGCCCUUGUGCGUCCUGACUAUGGUAAGAACCUAAAUCUAUAUGUGGGAAAUAUCUAUGUAUGCGUAAACUGAUCUCAUCCCAAAUCUGUGCAACAGCUUUCUAAUAAUACCUGAACCAUUAUGGGUUUUUACAUGAAAUUUCAAACCCCGCUUAGUUGGAUACCCAACCAGCCAUAUGAUUCUCUUAAUAAAAAAAUUAUUUCACAUUAGAACACGAAAGAUCAGCUUAAAUUGACAAACAAACCAACUUGCUAAAACUUAUUUAUUGUUGAUCUUAUAUUAAAAAAAGUACAAAGUACAAAUAUAAGAUCGACAAUCAUGAAAAUCUAGAACGUAACAACGACGGAAGGAGAAAGAUACACUUGCAAUGAUGAUUGUUGAUGAUUAGAUUACAAUUCAUCUUUUUUAAAGGUUCACUAAAAUAAAUAGUUUUGUAACAAAGCAAAUAUAGUUUGAUAAAUGAUUUAUUGUAUUCUGGUUUUGGAUUUACCCGUCAAGUUAAUUUCAAAAUCAUCUUAAAUCCUUAUAGAGUUAGAAUAUGCAUACUUACUGAUUAAAUCGCCACAAAAUCUCAUUACUUCAAAGUAAAUAAAUCCUAAAUGUUAACAGUGAAUCGUUAGGUGUAGGUUAUUUCUACAGAAUUUGUGCGUAUUUGCACGUAUCCGUAUGCAAAUGAGGACACAAAAAGCAUAUUUGAUUUUUGAGAAUGAGUGUCACAUAUCAAACUAAACUUAAAAGAUCAAGAGUGAGAAAGUGCAAAGGGAAUAGCAAGGUAUGGCAUUUGAUAAUUAAUAGACGUUAACAUAAAAUUGUUCUUGUUUAAGAAAAAUUCAUCGAUCUACGUGUUUAUCAAUAUCAAUGUACAAUAAGGAUAAGUUUUUUAUUUCAUUUUUGGAAGAAAGAAGGAAGAGAUUCCUUGAAAAAUUCAUCGAUCUACACGUUUGUCAACAUCAAUGUUCUUGUGUAUCAUAACAAUUUGAGAUAUAUUUUAGUAACUUUAGAUUAAUUAUGUUGACUAUAUAAUUGCAUUAAGAUACGGAAUUACAUGCAAGAUUUGUGACCUAAAUAUUGGUGUUACUAUAGUUUCCUAACACUAAUUUGUGAGUAAUUUGAAUAAAGUCUUUGCACAUGUCCUAAUUUCAAGGAUGGACCUUGUUAAUAUAACAAUCUUUAGGCUACUGUAAGAAUAAUAACUUGUUGUGAGUCAUUUUUUUUUUUUUUUUUUUUGAAAGAGUGUAUCCCAUGAGAAUUGAUCUUUUGUAAUUCGACGAGACUGUUACUCUAAUGGUAAAUUAAAAACUAUCACCCAAAUAUUUUUUUUCUUUCAAGAAUAUGGUUCGUAUACUAAAGGAAAUUUUUUUUAUAUGGCCUCACAAAUUAUUUCGGGACUAAGUUGGCAAAGAGCAAGAAACAUACCAUGUUUGAAGCAAAUGAGAGUCGUGAACCAAAAUGAAAAAAUGAAAGUUUGGGGCUUGACCUUUAAACUAGUAGCAUACUCAUAUGCUACAUGGGCAUGAUUUUUAUUUGUGUAAAAUUGAAAUAUGUUUUCUAUCAUAAAUAAUUCAUUGAAUUCUAUUCUAUUUCAUAUCAAUCUUCCUCUUUUGAAUAGGACAAAUGUGAAAUUCUUAAUUCAUGUUAUAUAUUGAUGGAAAAUAUAAGGGACUAGGUAACAAUUAGAAAAUUCUCAAUUAUCGUUGUGAUAUGACAUAGGGAAAAUUAAUAUGUACUCAACGGAUAUUAUUAUACUUUAUAGGAAAUAUUAAAGAAGAUGUUAGAAUUUUCAUUGCUCAUUUGUUAGAAUUUUCAAUUAUUGCUCGUUUGCUAUAUUGCAACUCAUUAGAACUAAUUUCAUUAAGAUUAAUGUCUUUCUUUUGUUGAACAACCGUCAUAAUAUUGAGUGAGUCAAACAUAAAUACCAUUUUGAAGCAAGAUAAGUGUAGAGUGCAAGAAAGCACUCUUUGCAAGCAAAUUAACCAAUUUCUUACAAAGUAGAGGUUUACAUGUCACUGUAGAGGCGAAUCCGUUAGGAAGGACUUCUUAUUAUAUAUUAGCAUAGGUGUUUCGGCACUCCUAAUUAAUUUUCUGGCAGUCGAAGGAGACUUGUUUUGUUGUCCGUCACUGUUUUUAUGUCAUCACAGAUCAACGCUGUGGUUGUUAGAACUUUGGAUUUAUAUGAUUACACGCAACACACGUACAAGAUAGAACAAAUUAUGUAAUUGGCACACGCCCAUGCGUGUAGUUACAUGGCUAUGGGAAAAGAUAGAGGUAAGUGGGUCGUUAUGGGUGUCAUGUAAGGAUAAAUUGCGAAAUACAAAAGCGAGAGAAAUGCCACUUUCCCAGGAUACAAAAUAGUCUCACAGGUUAUGUAUAAUGUGCUACAUGUAUUAAAGUUUCAUUCAAAAAAUCUUACUAAAUGAUAUGGCAUAUGUCAUGUCAUUCAUUAUGUGAGGAUUAAGUCAGAAUGAUGCAAUGAAAAUUAGAACGGAGGAAAAGCCAUGAAUUGAGCAAGAUCAAAGCUUUCCUGUUCUAUUAUUUUUCCUUUGUUGAGUAGCAAAAUCCCUGAGGCUUUCCGCAUAUUAUUUAAUCUUCUUUAUGAGCACCUGUAAAUUUUUUACAUUUGGGGCCAAAACUUCUUUGGUUGAGCUUUUUUCUAUCUGUAAUUUGUAAUUUAUAAGCUGCACCUUUUUCGAUCUUAGAAAGAGAUUCUGGUCAUAUAUUUUACUUAUGCGAAUGUGGUCCCUAAUUUGGAGCUCCUGAUCACAGAUUUACUACGAUAUAUAUACAAUAAAAACCAAAAGCUAUUUGAAAUGAAGGACGAUAGAGGUGGCAAUGUAUUCCAUUUAGCAGCUUUCCUGAAUGAGCCUCGAGUAUUCAAGCUCUUACCAUCAAGAAAUUCAUAUUUGUUCCAAGAAGGGGACGAGAUGGGGAUCUUCCCAUUCAUAUCGCGAGCAAGAUGGGUCAUGUUUUACUAAUCAAGAAGCUAUAUCGGGAAUCACAAUCGGUAAACAAGCGAGGACAGACCGUUCUUCAUUUGGCAGCAAAGUAUGGGAGAGCUUCAGUAGUGAGAUAUAUACUCAGAGAUUCAGAACUGGGGAAGUUAAUAAAUGAAAGAGAUUAUGAUGGAAAUACAGCUUUGCACUUAGCCGUGAUGCAUUCACAACUUGCCGCUUUAAUUCCUCUCGUGCUGGAUACAAGAAUUGACCCCCGUCUUCUGAACCACAGAGACUUCACUGCUUUUGACAUCGCCCUAGAUCGCAUCAGAAAGGAGUAUACGUUUCAAAAGCUACUGGCAUUCACGCUGUUGCGAAGCGUGUCACCUAAAAGCUCAGCAGAUCAAAUCAUACUUAAGCGGGAAGCUCGACAUGAAGCGUUUCCAGUGUUUUUUUUUAUUGGCCUUAACGAAAAGUUGUCAGACCUGAACCAACUGAGGGAUGAUGUCAAUACCCGCCUGGUGGUGGCAACACUUGUCACCACUGUGACUUUCGCAGCUGGUUUCGCAGUUCCUGGAGGUUUUAACAGCUCAGACACGGCCUCCAAAGAUUACCGGGGCAUGGCUACAAUGCUGGACAAGAGAAUGUUCCAGAGCUUCGCUAUUUGCAACACCAUCGCGAUGUUUUGCUCAAUGACCUCGGUCGUCAACCUCAUGCUGGCACACCGGAGCGACGCCCACUUAGCAAAUGCUGCAUGCUGGCGUGCAACAGUGUCGCUGUCAAUUGCACUCCCGGCAAUGUCUGCUGCUUUCUUAACUGGUGUCAUUUUGACCGUUGACAAGCUCCCUUGGCUUGCUACCACGAUAUUAAUUCUGGGAUACGUUUUCCUCCUCAUUAUCACAGGUGGUUCAUUAUCACAGUUUUUUGCUCCAUUUAUACAGUGCUUUCCCUUCUUUUGGAGACGCCUUCCCCCUAUUCGUCCUCUGCUAUCCUGGUUUUUUCUCGCUUCCAUUUUUUUUCUUGGAGGUGAGACGAGCAUUUCGGAUGACUCGGAAGUGGACAAAACGGCGAGCGAGACCUCUGCUAGUCGGGCUCUGGACGGUGGCGGUGAAGAUUGAUUUGCAGAAACAAAUAUGUGUUAUAUAUAUUUGCCUUCGUGGAUUUGGCUCGUCCUGUAGUUGCUUUCCUAUUGCAUACAUUAAUGAUGA